GGACAACCCGUACCGUGAACAGGACACCGUACAGUUUACUCAGUAUGCUAAAUCUCUAAGAUAUUAUCUCACUAGAGAGGCUCUUCCUGCAGAGAACAACUACAGGAACUUGAUGAGUUUUGGUAGAAAUAGUGGCAAGGGACAAAGGCCGACGAUUGAAGAACUGAGGGACGAAGAGUACAGUAAACCAGAACAGAGUGGUGCCGGAGAUGUUGAAGGACAGAAGAAGGGCAAGGUUAUUAAGUUCGGAUGGAUCGAAGGUGUUUAUAUGAGAUGUUUGCUAAAUAUCUGGGGUGUCAUGUUGUUCCUGCGUUUGACCUGGGUCAUAGGACAGUGUGGUAUAGUGCAAGGGUUGCUGGUGAUGACCACUGCCAAUCUUGUAACCCUUGUCACCGCUAUAUCCAUGUCGGCUGUUGCCACCAACGGUCAAAUUAAGGGCGGAGGCAUAUAUUUCAUGAUAUCCAGAGCUCUUGGACCGGAGUUUGGUGGCGCUAUUGGUUUGAUGUUUACCUUGGCUAACAGUAUAGCUGUGUCUAUGUACAUCAUCGGGUUUGCAGAAUCAUUACUAGACAUGUUCCAGGAUUAUAUCCCUGGUUGGUCUGGUAUUGUGGAUGCAGAUUUUGAAAACCGACUGAACGACGUGAGGAUUAUUGGAGUUGUUACUCUUGUUCUUAUCCUUGUCUUGGCUUUUGUUGGCAUGGACUGGGUUACUAGGCCGCAUUAUGAAGAACAGAGCUUCUUCUCCGUCUUUGCAGUUUUUUUCCCUGCUGUUACAGGGAUAGUUGCUGGAGCUAAUCUAUCAGGAGAUUUGAAGGAUCCUGCAACAGCUAUACCUAAGGGCACCCUGCUGGCUAUUGGUACAACCUAUCUGACGUAUAUCCUGUAUGGCGUGGUGGUAGCAUUUACCUACUCCCCCUACGGUAGUGGAGUAGCAGAGGAGUAUAGUAUCUGGACUAAUGAUUCUAUUCCACUAGAAGAGAAAAUGUUGGUUCCCAGGUGGGAUGAUUGCUCUGCCGACGCAACCCUGCUCCGUAAUGGGACGGAGUGUAGGUUUGGAACCUUAAAUGAUCAGCAGACCAUGGCUGUUAUAUCCUUUACUGGAUACCUUAUCUAUGGAGGAUGUUUUGCUGCAACCCUAUCGAGUGCAAUUGCCAGUCUUGUCGGGGCCCCUAGAGUACUUCAGGCCCUGGCUAAGGAUAAACUGUAUCCCAAGAUAGAAUUCUUUGCCCCGGGAUUCGGAGCAAACAAUGAUCCUAUUCGUGGAUACAUUCUCGUCUUUUUAAUCUCUCUUGGUUGUGUACUCAUCGGAGAAUUAAACAUGGUGUCGUCCCUUCUCUCCAACUUCUUCGUAGCUGCAUACGCUCUAAUCAACUUCUCCGUGUUCCACGCUAGUAUUACUAAAUCCCCAGGCUGGAGACCAGCAUUUAAGUACUACAGUCCCUGGGUGUCCCUGCUGGGAACCCUCCUCUGUGUUUGCGUCAUGUUCAUGAUGGACUGGGUCACUGCGCUCCUCACAUACGUCAUCGUUAUCGUUCUCUACUUCUUCAUCUACUACAGGAAACCAGAGGCGAACUGGGGAAGUUCAGCACAAGCUCAAGUGUUCGUGAGUGCUCUCAAGGGGGUUCAGAGUCUGACAGAAACCCAGGAUCAUGUUAAAAACUAUCGUCCAAAGGUUCUUGUUCUAACCGGAAACCCAGCUCACCGACCCCCUCUAGUUGACUUCGCAAACCUAAUCACUAAAAAGCUAUCUCUGCUCAUCUGCGCUCACGUGAUCACGGAACCUGGAUCCAAGCACUUGGCUUUAAUGAGAGAAUCUACUCAGGCCUGGCUUAAUGAUCACAAGAUUAAAGGAUUCUACACUGUAACUGAGUCAGGAAGUUGGGAGGAGGGUGCAAAAGCCUGUUUAACCCUAGCUGGGCUGGGCAAACUAGCUCCUAAUCUUGUUCUUAUUGGUUUCAAGUCUGACUGGAUGACUAAUCUGGAGGGACUACACCAAUACUUCAAUGUUCUGCACUCAGCUUACGACCAUGCUCUGUCCAUUGGAAUCCUUAGAGUGAAGAACGGACUUGAUUUCUCUGAGCAUAUCCUUGCAGAGGAAACUGUAGGAGAUCAUAGCGAAGAGCGUCGAGGAAGCGGAGACGAGGAGAAGGAGAAGGAGAAGAAGGAGGAUGAAGAGGAAGGAGAUGGAGAAGACAAAGAUGAAAUCGGAGAACUUCAAUCUAAGACUGAGGUUGUACAAGCAGUUAGGCAGAGAACUAGAACUAUUUCAAGAGUAACUUAUGAAACCCAUGAUGGAACACCUCUCGACAAAACCAUUAUUGAUAGUAUUCAACAAUUCCAGGGGGAGAAAAAGAAAGGAUUUAUUGAUGUCUGGUGGUUGUAUGAUGAUGGAGGUUUAACUCUUCUUAUUCCGUAUAUUCUCAGUACAAGGAAGAUGUACACGGACUGCUCCUUGAGAGUGUUUACUCUGGGAAACAAGAAAGACGACCUUGACAGAGAUACCAGAAAUAUGUGCACCCUGUUGGCUAAGUUCAGAAUUGAUUUCUCUGACGUCAUCGUUAUCCCUGACGUCACAAAACGUGCCCAGGACGCUACCAAGGAGGAACUAAAGCAGAUUCUGGAUAAACUACCUGAAGAUUGUAUAUCCGAGGAUGAUUUACUGAUGAACAAGGAGAAAACAAACCGUCAUCUGCGUCUAGCUGAACUCCUCAGGGAGCACAGUAAGGAGUCUCAACAGAUAGUUAUGACACUGCCAAUGCCGCGUAAGGGAUCUGUCUGCCCUGAGCUGUACAUGGCCUGGCUUGAGAUAAUGACGCGGGAUCUUCCUCCAACUCUACUUAUACGCGGCAACCAGACUUCCGUUCUAACAUUCUAUUCUUAGUUUACUCUGCACGUUAUGUACACGUAUUACAAUGUACAGUGUACACCGUGCAAGCUGCACAAUGUUUGUGCAUCGACUCUUGUUAAAUAUUAAGUACAUAUCGUUUGGUUUUUUAAAGUGUUAAACAUUCCUGCUGAUAUUUAUUUUUCGGAUUUCUAAUUUUCUAAUAAUCUGAGGAGACUUCAUUCUUUAGAAUCAGCUUAAGUAUUCAAUUUCUUGAAGAUGUUUCAAAACUAAAAUAAAAAUGUAAAUUAAAAAAAUUAUGUGAUUUCUAUCCCGGUUUUUUGCGCUUCAAGUUGUGUAAAGUUUAUUUUUGUAAUCUAUAUUCUAUAUUUGUAAAUUGAUGACUAUUUAAAACUUAAUUUGUUAACAUUUGGUAUUUUGGUAUUUUGGUACGACAAUAAACAAUGACAAAAACAA
Molecule: messenger RNA, 3301 nt
Organism: Eurytemora carolleeae
Lineage: Eukaryota; Metazoa; Arthropoda; Copepoda; Calanoida; Temoridae
Product: solute carrier family 12 member 2
Biological process (GO): chloride transmembrane transport; potassium ion homeostasis; sodium ion homeostasis
Cellular component (GO): membrane
Molecular function (GO): sodium:potassium:chloride symporter activity
Source: RefSeq, a predicted model, not a curated record